CUACAUUUGAGCACUGAUCUACAGUGAAAUUUAAAGUGCACGACUACAAUAGAAAUUAUUAUAUGAAUCACAAUUGUGAAACAUUUACUAUAAGCUGUAGGAUUAGGAGUACCAAAAUCUGCAUAAGAGACUAAACCAGAAAAUGUCAGAAGGACCAGAUGUUCAUGAGGCGGAGGAAGCACACGAGGGUCUAAAACAUGAGGCAUUUAUAGUCUCUAUUGACAUUGGGACAACCAGUCUUCGUAGUCAUAUAUAUGAUAACCACGGACAUAUCAAAGCAUCAAGUUCGAAAAAGAUUGAGCUAAUAUAUCCGAAGCCAGGAUGGUCGGAAAUGGACCCAGAACAUCUUUAUAGUCAGGUGGUCACAUGUGUAGAAGAAUCUGUCAAAGCUGCUGGUAUCAAAGUAAGUGAUGUAACAUGCCUUGGCAUUGCUGUACAGAGAAACACGUGCCUUACCUGGGACAGAGAGACGGGAAAACCUUACCAUAAUUUUAUAACAUGGCAAGAUUUGAGAGCCAGAGAUUACGUCAAAUCAUGGAAUACUUCACUUACAUUGAAGGCAUUAAAUGGUGGAUCAAAGUUUUUACAUACAUUUACAAGAAAGAAAAGAUUUUUGUCAGCAAGUGUGUUAAAAUUUAUGUCUCCUCAGGUUACUUUGAGAUUACUCUGGUUGUUAGACAACAUUCCUGAUUUGCGAAAGAAGGCUACUGAUGGAUUGGUAAUGUUUGGUUGUAUAGAAUCAUGGUUGCUAUGGAAACUGACAGGAAGUAGAGUACAUGCUACAGACUAUUCUUGUGCCAGUGCCACAGGAUUGUAUGAUCCUUUCCAGGUAGCAUGGAGUAAUAUAGUGUGUGGAUUAGUUAACAUUCCAAUGAACAUAUUUCCAGAAGUUUUACCCACCAGUGGGUUGUUUGGUCAUGUAGAUGAAGCAGUAUUUGGCAGCAGUAUACCAAUCACUUGUCUCGUUGGAGACCAGAGUGCAUCAAUGUUUGGAGAAUGUUGCUUUGAUGUAGGGGACAUAAAAUGUACAUUAGGAACUGGGAUGUUUAUCGACCUCAAUACAGGAGAAAGUCCCCAUGCUUCAAUAGCUGGUUUAUACCCUAUAAUAGGGUGGAAAAUUGGAGAUAAAUUAACAUACAUAGCAGAGGGCAUUGCCACGGAUACCGGAUCUGUAAUAAAUUGGGCACAAGAAUUAGGAUAUUUUGAAGAUGUACGGGAAACAGCAUCUAUAGCAGAAUCUGUUGAAGAUACCGAUGGUGUGUACUUUGUCCCUGCCUUCAGUGGCCUACAGGCACCAAUCAAUGAUGAUAAAGCCACCUCAUUAAUGAUUGGCAUGCAGCCUUCAACGACCAAAGCCCACAUUACACGUGCCAUCCUUGAGUCUAUAGGAUUUAGAUUUAAACUGCUGUAUGAAACUGUUCUCAAUGAAACUAAAAUACCUCUUAAUUUUGUCAGAGUAGAUGGUGGUGUUUGCAACAAUGACUUUCUGGUACAAUUGAUGGCAGAUCUCACCAAUCAAAUUAUAAAUAGAUCAACACAGACAGAAAACAUGUCAAGCCUUGGGACAGCAUUCUUUGCUGGGCUUGCAAUGGGUGUGUGGAAAGAUUUGAAGGAACUGGAGAAAAUUCGUAAAACGGAGCGUGAAUUUGAACCACAACAAAACUGGUCCAAAUACAAGCCAGUAUUCCAUCAGUGGGAACGUGCCGUUAGCAGGUCACAAAGAUGGUACGAAGAGUCAUGACAUGUUUGAUGAAAAUUUGCAGUAUAGACCGGUUGUCUUUUAUUUAGGACUAUUCCAUAUUUUAUAGAGCUUACAAAUAUUCUAAUACUUAGAUUAUACAUUGUAUUCUGUGAUAUUUGUAUAUUGUAAAAGCACAUAUAUUUGCUGGGUCAAAAUUUCGCGACUUUGCAAUUUUGAGUAUGUUCGCAAAGUUUAAUAAUCACAAAAUGGAAAAAUAGUAUCCUACUUGAAUUAUAUUAAUGGCAUUGAAUUAUACUAAUGGCAAAUAUUUACAUGAGGAUUAAUUUUUGCAAGAUUUAGGGCCUAACAAAUAUAGCGAGUAUUAAACCCUCGCAAAAAUUUCUGCUUUUACAACAUACUACCAAACACCUCUCUACAAAAACAGAUUUUUUGUUUUUCUUUAGAAAAUUUUCUUAGUAAGUUAGCGUCUCCAUAGCAACAACAUCAUUUUUGACUCGUAGUGAAAUUUCUACAUGUGUAUUCUGCUAUGAUGUAUUUUUGACAACAAUUGUUAUUGAUUGGGCAAAAAUACAUGUAUAUCACAUUUUUAUGAAAAGAAGUUAAAAAAAAAAGUGCAGGAAUGUCCUAAAAGUUUGCCUUUAAACAAAUGUUCAUGUAUGAUUUUUUAUGUUGUUUUAUUUUUAUUGCCAGUAUCGUUACAUGUAGCAUCAACUUGAGUUUUGUCUUCAGGUUUAUCUGCUUUGCUACCGGUAUAUUUUACGUUUUGUAAGUGGACAGAAAGGAGAAUAUAAGAUUUUUACUCUGGUAGAAGGUGCAAAUGGGAAUAUCCAGCUUGAAGGUAACUGUUCAGGCAGUAAUGAGGCUCUGCCGAGGUACUGCAUAAACAGUUACCCAAGAGCCAGAUAUAUUUCCAUCCACACCUACAGCCAGUGAUAGAAUCUUUUUCUUCCAUGCCAUAUUCAACAAAAAAUAGUGGAAAUAAAAUCAAAUGAAUGACUUUCUUAAGAGCACUUUUUUUUUACAGUAGCAUAUUUAAACAAAGCCGGGGAAAUCAAUGUCUGUAAACAGGAAAGACCCCAUGAUGUUUCAAAUACAAAAAACAAUGAUUAGUUCCAGUUUUGUUUUAUCGUUUGCAGCAUAACAUUAUGCAUUUUUCAUAAAACAACAUUUUCUGAGUUGAGAAAUACACUAUAAAGGACAAAAGGAACUAUCAAGGUAUUCAAUUAUUAUCUUGUUUUGUGCAAUAAAAUAUAAAAUAGUGCAUAAAUCAUCCAAUAGAUGUAGUUCUUCAUACGUCAUUUAAAGCACACGAAUCAUCUCACACUCCAGGGAGUUUUUCAGCACCGGUGAAAUCACUGGAAACCCUAGUCUGGUAUGCAAUAAUAAUGCAGUCUUUGAAAUAUGUUCUGAUAGAAGACUGUGAUUAAAUAAUAAAAAACAUUAUUGAUACAGGGAGCCUCUGUGGCUGAGUGUUUAAGUUCACUGACUUUAAAUCACUCAGGGCGUUGAAUUCUUCAUGUGGGGAAGCCAUCCAGCUGGCUUACGGAAGGUCGGCGGUUCUACCCAGCUGCCUGCUGUAUGAUGAAAUAAUUUAAGGAGGGGCACCUUGGGUCUUUCUCCACCAUCAAAGCUGAAAAGUUGCCAUAUGACAUUUUACCCAACAAAAACAAACAGAAAAAAAUACAUUAUUGAUACUCUCAAAAUACUGCAGGAGAACUAUUUGUUUUUACUGUUAAAUAUUAAUAGAAAGGCCAUGUUGUGUUUUAUUUGACUUUAUGACUUCAAAAAAGUUUUGAAGUAUUUUAUGUUCCAUUUUUCACUUUGUAGCUCCUUAAUAUGGCAGUCAUUCUAUAUUUAAUAUGACAUGAUGUAGAACUUCUUUCCUACGGCUGAAAUAAAAAUUUCAUUUUAUUAAUGUGUACACAAAAGUAUUGUCAAUGGAAAGGCAGGGUGCUAAAAUGAUUUUAUUUAUUUAUUUUUAAUUGUAGUGUUAUUAUAUAUAUUGCAUAAUAUGAAAGCGGCAAUUUCAGUAAAUAUUAUCAUUGUCUGAAACUUUACAAUAAAGAUAUAACAUCCGAAAUUAGACUAGCGGCUAAUCAAAGAUGGUGGACAUGUUUUGAUGAUGUGUUACUCGGCAUAGAACGUAUGUACGUUCUAGCAUCCAUUUUGAAGUUAAACUCUGUCCCCCAUGUAAAUUACCUGUUGAUUGUAUUUCUUGUAACUUUUUUCAUUCAUGUUGUUCUCUAGUCUUCAUGAACCUGACAGUAAUAAAUAAGUAUAUUGUUGUUGUAGCAGUAGAUCUACAAAUGGCUGAACUUAUUAAUUGGCAUAUAACACAUGCUCAUAGAUUAUACAAAUGAUCAUAAUUCUUUAAAAAAAAAAAAAAAAAAAUGGAUUCUGGGCAGCAAAUAGUUGUUGAUUUUGGGUUUUUUCAAGAUUAAGGUUGCAUGGUGAGGUAAAAGGUCAAACUGAUAAUGUCAGUAUCCAUUUACUUUGUGAAAUCAUUUUAUAUAGAAUUUAAUUGGUCAGUCUUCCAACAUUUUCCUUUGUACAGUAGCUCAUUAUUAUAUAUCAGUUCACCCUUUCAUUUCACUGAAACUUUUUUUAGAGAUACAAAAUGUAGGUAAUAUUACAUGACUCCUUGUAUAAAUUGCCGUUCCAUAGUUUGUGCUUCAUGACAGGCUUAUUUUAAGACCUGUUUACUGGGUUAAUGAGUAAAAAAUUUGGAAAUAAAAAUAUGGAAAAUAAUUUCAGGCAUACGACGUUUAAAGGUAGUUCUGCACGUUUGGGUCAAAAUUAUUUCUACAAAGUAGAAUUUGAUUAAACUCUGAUUUUUCAAAACUUCAGAAUAUACCUAGAAAAUUCAGCAAAUAAAAAAGAUAGGGUUGUGUGCUUGAUUUUUUGCUAAACUGAUUUGAAAAACAGGGACCUCGCACAAUAUUUCAUAAUGGGAGUCUAUGGGAAAAUCAUAACUUUCAUAACAUUUUCAUGAAUAGAAAUUUUUCUACAAUGUAGAUUUUGAUGAAACUUCUCACAGUUGGUUGUAAAUAAAGAAAUGGCCUAUAAUUUGAUGAAAUAAAACGUAUAGGUCCGUGUGAUUAUUUUUGAGAUAUUUAAAAAUGAUUAAAGUAAACCAGAUAUUUCAUGCUAAAUUUAAGACAUUAUUUUGAAUUAUUUAACGUGUGAUAUGUUAGUUUCAUUGUAAUAAAUUUACUCACAGGUGCAAUUAAUUCAUAAAAUGAUUUUCAUUUCCUUACGCCGAAUCCAGUCUUUAUUCUACGUUUUCCGGAAAAAUGACAUUACGCCAUCACUUCCGGUUUAUCAGACAUGCAGAAAUACCAUAACCCAACAAAAACAAGCUGAAAACACUUUGAAUUGCUUGCCUCAGUCCAGUUUUGACGCCUGACCAGCAAGUCAUUCAGUGAGUGUACAACAGUGUCAGACUUUCAGAUAUUUUCGGUCUCUUUUACAAAAGUUAAAAGUUAAGCAGUUAUAAAUAAUAUUAUCACUUCCUUAAAUUACAAUUUACAUGCAUUCCAUUUUAUUCUGGUUAUUGUACAUAUAGAUUAAAAAUAAACAUUUUUAUGCCCCCACACAUUUAGCGCUUGAUGGAUCUUCUUCAAAAUUAGUCUGUUAAAUGUCUUCAACUUGAGCAGUAGGUCUCUUUGAGGAGGACACUAAGAGUUAAAAACAGAAAUAUCUUUUUUUAAGUUUUUUUUCCCCCUUUAUCUUCUUGGCAUGUCUUCAUAAAACUAGGUCUGAUCAUCCCUUUAAGGUCCUCUCUAAAUUUGUUCAAAGAGGGCACUUGACCUGCUUUAUGACUUUUAUACCAAAAAAAAAAAAAAAAUCCUACCAUCAGUGUGUCAUACAUAUAUUCAAGAUCAGGUAAGUGACUUCUGGUCACUAUGGCCCUCUUUUUAACGUGGUCUGAGGUCCAACAUUAUCCCUAGAUUUCUACCAAAGAAUUUUGGUAGACUACAUAAUUAUGCUGGCACAGUGGAAAUUUACUUGACAUGAAAGAAAGAAAUUUGUAUGUAAUUACAAUACAGUAGAUAGAUUUAUUAAAAUGUAUAUUUUAUUAUUGAUAUUUGAAUUAUUUUAUUAUAUUUGCAAUAAAAAGCAUCAAACCAG
Molecule: messenger RNA, 5833 nt
Organism: Mercenaria mercenaria
Lineage: Eukaryota; Metazoa; Mollusca; Bivalvia; Venerida; Veneridae
Product: putative glycerol kinase 5
Exons: 17
Coding region: 143-1741 (532 amino acids)
Biological process (GO): triglyceride metabolic process; glycerol-3-phosphate biosynthetic process; glycerol metabolic process
Cellular component (GO): mitochondrion
Molecular function (GO): glycerol kinase activity
Source: RefSeq, a predicted model, not a curated record